Molecule: messenger RNA, 3576 nt
Organism: Aplosporella prunicola CBS 121167
Lineage: Eukaryota; Fungi; Ascomycota; Dothideomycetes; Botryosphaeriales; Aplosporellaceae
Exons: 6
Coding region: 187-3468 (1093 amino acids)
Biological process (GO): intracellular protein transport; transcytosis; endoplasmic reticulum to Golgi vesicle-mediated transport
Cellular component (GO): Golgi membrane; endoplasmic reticulum; cytoplasm
Source: RefSeq, a predicted model, not a curated record
GGGCUGGCGGGCCGACCUCUGGCUUCACAGCUCCCGUUUGGCGAUUGGGGACAGCUUUCCCGCUCGCUCGCUCUCUCCCUCCCCAACCCCUCGACCACUUGCGACCGCAAGCAAGCCGCCGCCGUCUCCCGCGCUCCCGAACCCGUACCAUGAGGCUUUGAGGGCGUCGCCGAAUCCCCACACAACAUGUUGCGCAUGCUCGAAGCGCAGGCCCCGGCCAAGCAGACGGCCACCGACACCAUCAACACGCUAUGCAGCCGUCUCGCCAGCGCAACCCUCCUCGAGGACCGGCGCGCCGCCAUCCUCGGCCUGCGCAGCUUCGCGAAAGAAUACCCCGCCUCGGUUGCCUCGGGCUCCCUUCGCGACCUCAUCAAGGCCCUGACGCGCGAUGCUGAGGAUUUGGACACGAUCAAGGUGGUCUUGGAGACGUUGCUUAUGCUGUUCAGCCCGGACGAGAAUAGUCCGGAAGCUUCUGAAGACAUAUCCUUGUGGUUGGCGGAUGAGUUCACUCAACGGCAAGAUAACAUAACCACUCUCCUGGACAUGCUCGAGACCAACGACUUUUACUCGAGGCGCUAUUCUCUCAAGCUGCUCAAGGCUAUUUCUGGACUACGACCGGAGAGAACGCAAGAGUGCAUCCUCUCGGCUCCUCUCGGCAUACCUAGGCUUGUCGGAACUUUGGACGACCCUAGGGAUGCUGUCAGAGAUGUUGCCCUGGACCUCCUUAUCGACCUUACCCAGUCCUCGACCGAGAUCCAGAAGAUCGUCGCGUUUCAGGAUGCCUUUGGCCGAAUAUUCCAGCUGAUUGAGGGCGACGGUUCUAUCAAACAAGGUGGCAUCAUCGUCCAGGAUUGCUUAACCCUCCUGGCAAACCUCAUCCAGUACAACGCCUCGAACCAGCUCGCAUUCAGGGAAUCGGGCUGCGUGCCCAAGCUCGCGAAACUUUUGCAAAACGGUACGCAUGUUCCAAUGCCCACUCGGCCGGACGAAGAAGAGGAAUGGGAAAGCCCGCACAAGGAAAAGAACUUGUUUGGGCUGUUGGCUGUUAUCAGGAUGUUCGUCGUAAAAGGCAGUGUAGGGACAAUGGCGAACCAGGACUCUUUCCAAAAGACGGGAAUGUUGCAACAAGUCCUCGAGUUGUCUUUCGAGAACACUGCGUCCAUGCCCAUUCGCGGACAGGCCCUGUACACGGUCGCCGACAUCAUAAGAGGAAACCACAGGCUACAAGAAAUUCUAGCGUCGUCUCAAGUUCCGUUUGUGGCGGAGCAAAUCAACGGCGAGGGACCUGUUGGCCCAAGCCAUGUGCAUGUCAUCGACGCUUUGCUCCAGCUUAUUCUCGGCUCGCCAUCUGUCCUGAUGUUUGAUGCGCGGUUCGCCGGCUGCGAGCUUUUGAAAGCUUACUUCUACAAGCAUCCUGGAACAGGGCGGCACUUCCUAAACCAUGCCAUUAAUGUUCAUACCGCCGGCGAAGAUGAUGCAUGGAAUGUCCUGACCACUUUGAUAAACGGUCCGCAAAGUUUCCAGACGGUGGACUCCUACCGCCUCUGGUUCGCAGCAGUCAUUGCUUUCCAUUUGAUAUUCGAAGAACCAGAUGCUAAGAGUUUGCUCAUGAGCGUUGUUGAGGGAGAUGCCGAGAGCGGAGAAGAAGUGGUUACAUGCAUACAAGCCAUGAGCAGUAACCUCAUCAGCGGUCUCAACAACGGCGAGGACGAACGCGUCACUAUUGGCUAUCUCAUGCUUCUGUGCGGCUAUCUCUUCGAGGAUCCUGAUGCUGUCAACGACUUCCUUGGCGAAGGAAGCAGCAUCCAAAGCCUUGUAACUGCGGCUGGUCGGACAACGACCGAUCAGCCGGUGGUGCGCGGGUUGUGCGCGGUCUUGCUUGGUAUCAUCUACGAGUUCUCAACGAAAGACUCCCCCAUCCCUCGUCGCGAAUUGCAGCCUGUCCUUCUCAACCGCUUGGGCCGGGAGAAGUAUCUAGAUGCGAUCACCCAACUCCGCACGCAUCCUUUUGUCCGUGAGUUCGAAGUCAUGCCUCAAGGCGGCGCGGCAGCCUUUGGAGGUGCUCUACCGGACGUGUUCUUCGACUCCACAUUUGUGGACUUUUUGAAAGACAACUUCAGCCGGUUAUCACGGGCCAUCGACAGGGAUCCUGGCAUCGAGAUCCAGCAAAACCCUCAGGGCGUUGACAGGGAUGUCCUCGAUGAGAUCCGUGGUCAGUUGGAGGAGAAGAACCAAGCAUUGCAAAAUGCUGAGUCUCAAAUGCUCGUCAUGGAAAGGCGGUUGAACGAAGAGCAGGCCAACCACCGCAAGGAUCAGGAAACAUCGGUAGCGGAGGUCAACCGGAUCAAGAAUGUCAACGAGACAUUGCAACGCAACCACAACGCCGAUAUUUCCAAGUUGGAAGCAGAACACAAAGCCGCAUGGCAGAAGCUGGAGGAACAGCAGCGGCAGCAACUUGCGAGCUUGAAUGUUCAGCUACAACAAACGCAGAGGGAAGCGUCCGCCCAAGCCGCUCGGAACAAAGACCAGCACGACCGCGAAACUGGCCAGUUGAAGGCUCAGCUGCAGCAGGUGCAGAGAGAAGCUGCCGGCCAGGCGGCCAGGAUCAAGGAGCAGCACGAUCGCGAAAUCAAGCAACUGCAGCAAGAGAGGGGCUUGUUCGAAGAGAGGAGCAAAAAGGCCGAGGCGAGCUUGGAUGCCGCGAGUAAGCAACUCAAGGAGCUGCAAUCGAGCUUCGACAAGGCGAAGACGGAUCUUGCAGCGGCUCAAGCGGCUGUUGCUUCCCUUGAGGAACGGGCCAAGAAGGCAGAAGCAGAGUUGGACGCGACCAAGAAGAAGGUCAAGGAAGUGGAGCUCGCGUUCAGCCAAACCAAGGCCGACUUCAGCAGCGCACAGGGCACGAUAGCCAGCCUGGAGGCGGACGUCAGCCGCAAGACGUCGCAGGCAGAAGAGCUGAGUCGCAAGGCGGAGCAAGCGGAGAAAGCUUCGGGCAAGGCAGCGGACAAGCUCAAGGCCGAGGUCAAGGAGCUCAACGCCGAAGUCAAGGAGCUCAAGGCCAAGCUGCAGAAGCAAGAAGAGCAGGCCAAGAAGCUCGAGGACGCGGCCAGGAAGCACGAAGCCGCGACCAAGGCUGCAGAAGAGAAACUCAAGCAGACCGAGAGCAAGUCGGCGAAGGCGUCGGAUGAGGCGCUCAAGAAGGCUGAGGAGCAGGCGAAGAAGGCGCAGGAGGCGCUGAAGAAGGCGGUGGAUGAGGCGAAGAAGGCAAGGGAUGAUGUCGGGGAGAAGGAGGAGGCACGCGCUUCGGCCCAGGCUGAGCUCGACGAUAUGCUCAUGGUGCUGUCGGAUCUGGAGGAGAAACGCGCAAAGGAUAAGGCGCGUCUUAAGGAGCUGGGCGAGGAGGUCUCGGAUGCGGAGGAUGAGGACGAGGAUGAGGACGAAGACGAAGAUGGGGAUGGGGAUGAGGAGUAGUAAAAGCGAUAUACUCCAUUUGCUGUGUAUUAUUUUGAUGUUAGCGAUUGUAAAUAGAUUGGUGGCUAUUGAGGCUGAGAGACUGGUAUGUACCGAAGUUUGCUGGCA